Vigna unguiculata (cowpea) is the source of this 972-nucleotide messenger RNA. Its product is annotated as serine/threonine-protein phosphatase 7 long form homolog. Lineage: Eukaryota; Viridiplantae; Streptophyta; Magnoliopsida; Fabales; Fabaceae. The record is from RefSeq and is a predicted model, not a curated record.
AUGGGGAGUUAUGUUGGAUAUUUUGGUCAUCAGUUGCAAAACCUACAAAGACUGAAAAAAAUGUUGCUAUGGAGACAACAAAAGCAUAGGGCUGCAUACAUUUCUUCUCAGGACACGGAAGGGAGCAUUGUGUCGUCUUACUGUCACUCCAUGCCUGAACCUCAACCAAGUAUUGUGCCUAUAAUACAAGAAGCAGGGUUUGGCGAAUGCACCAUAACCUUGCAAGAUGUCUCACUUCAAUUGGGGCUUCCUGACGAUGGACCCCCUGUCAUUGGUCCAACUAUGUUAGAUUGGGACGAGAUGUGUGAAACCUUAUUAGGUAUAAUACCGAUUAAGGGAGAAUCGAUUGUCGGUUCUAUGAUCAAACUAAAAUGGUUAAGGGAUAAUUUGUUUCCUAUAGAUGAAAAUUACAGUAUUGAGGUCAUUCAUACACAUGCUAGAGCUUAUAUAUUAGGACUUAUUGGAGGGGUUUUAAUGCCUGAUAAGACUGGGAAUAAAGUACAUUUAAUGUACUUGAACUAUUUGACUAAUCUUCGAAGAACCAGGAGAUAUAGUUGGGGUUCGGCGUGUUUGGCUGUGUUGUAUAGGGAGAUGUGCAGAGCAACGGAUGGACGUGCGAGGACUAUGGGUGGAUGUGCUUCGUUGUUACAAUCAUGGACAUGGUUUCGGAUGCCCUUUAUUGCACCCAUUUCAAGAGUUCCACCAACUUUUCCGCUAGUUUGCCAAUGGAGCGGCGGUCGAGUACUGAACUACAGAAAUGUCCCCCACAAUGAUUUAGUCAGAUACCGGGCAAGGAUAUAUCACAUGCAACAAAAUCAGUUUAUUUGGGUUCCUUAUGAGGGUUUGGGCUCUAUUAUUGAUGUUGAAGCAUAUCAGGACCAAGCAAUAUGCUUUAAUUUGUUUUGCCAUUGUGGAGUGGCACCAGUCAGACAGGGUGAAGUUGCAAUUUCGGCUAUCACAAGAGAUCCCUGA